Messenger RNA from Sardina pilchardus (European sardine), 3547 nucleotides. It is a transcript of the gene pparaa, whose product is annotated as peroxisome proliferator-activated receptor alpha a. Lineage: Eukaryota; Metazoa; Chordata; Actinopteri; Clupeiformes; Clupeidae. The transcript has 11 exons. Gene Ontology annotation, cellular component: nucleus. The record is from RefSeq and is a predicted model, not a curated record. Gene Ontology annotation, molecular function: nuclear receptor activity; DNA-binding transcription repressor activity, RNA polymerase II-specific; RNA polymerase II cis-regulatory region sequence-specific DNA binding. Bases 653 to 2050 code for a protein of 465 amino acids. Gene Ontology annotation, biological process: positive regulation of fatty acid metabolic process; cell differentiation; fatty acid metabolic process.
AGUGCAGUAGGGUGCUAUGUCAGGCCGAUGUGACGAAGAAUCAAAAGCCAUUGUUGAUUUACAGUAAAACGACCUCUCGACACAGCCACAGUUUAAAUGGAGUGGCAGCAAGGAGCCUAACUUCUUUGGUUGAAAAAGAUUGUGGAUAGGCUGUCUCUUCAACUUAAAAGGAAAAGACGCAACAAAUACCCUCCUUCUCUUACUUUAUUUGUUGCUGUGUACCCUCUGCAAGCGAGACUACAGGAAUUGAUCGUCAAGAAUGACAACUCCAUUUUUGCACGAAAUCGGACUUCAUCAUCUUGAACUUGAACAUCACCUUAACAGUGAUGUUUAAGGAACUCGUAAUGGACACAUAUUUUCAAGAGGAGAAAACUUGACUGAAUACCAGCGCAAACAGUGGAGCGCAAAAUAAAGACAAAAGUUCUGAGGAUGCCAUGUGAUUGGUGGGGACACGCUGGAGGGGGUGUGGCCUCCACAAUACAGAGAGCCACAUGGAGGGGGAAGAGGACGUCCUCGUCUAGCCAUGUUGUUCUGGAUUGCCGUCAUGCGCAGGCUCUCUUGUGGGAUUUGAGAUGGCACUAUGUGGACACGGUUCUUUUCUAUGGAUCAUAAUGUCUCAUGAGGGAUUCAGUGCUUGGCAUGGUCCACCAUCAUGGUCGACAUGCCGAGCCCCUACAGUCCGUCCUCCAUCGGAGACUCGGUCCUAAGUCCCCUGUGUGGGGACCUUAUCCAGGACUUGGGGGAGCUAGAAGAUCUCUCUCAGUCAGUGGAUGAUGAUUCUUUCAACAGCUUUGAUAUCCAUGAGCACAAGUCUUCGAGUGCAGGAUCUGAGUGUUCUGCUGCAAUAGAUUUUUUGACUCCAGCGUCCAGUCCGUCCUCUGUGGUGUUUGGAGCAGUGACCGGAGAGGAGGUGUCGUCCAGCCCGCUAAACCUAGAGUGCCGCGUGUGUGCUGACCGUGCCUCAGGCUUCCACUAUGGGGUCCACGCAUGUGAGGGAUGCAAGGGCUUCUUCAGGAGGACCAUACGCCUCAAGUUGGAAUACGACAAAUGUGAGCGAAAUUGCAAGAUCCAGAAGAAAAACCGUAACAAAUGUCAGUACUGCCGAUUCCACAAGUGCCUUUCAGUUGGCAUGUCCCACAAUGCUAUCCGAUUUGGGCGAAUGCCCCAGUCAGAGAAGCUGAAAUUGAAAGCCGAGCUGGAGACGGGAGAGAGGCAGUACGUGGAGCCUCAGCUGGCUGAUGUCAAGGCUCUCGUUCGACAGAUCCAUGCGGCUUACUUGAAGCACUUCCCCAUGAAUAAAGCCAAAGCUAGAGUCUUCCUCACUGGCAAGACCAGUUCUCCGCCUUUUGUCAUCCACGACAUGGAGACCCUGCAGCUGGCAGAGAAGACGUUGCUGAUCCAGCUGUUUGGAGGCAGCGUGGAGGCGGUCGGCCUCCUGCAGCGGCAGGCCGAGGGGCGCCUCUUCCACUGCAGCCAGUGCACAUCUGUGGAGACGGUCACCGCGCUCACGGAGUUUGCCAAGGCUGUGCCGGGCUUCCAGGAGCUGGACCUGAACGACCAGGUGACCCUGCUGAAGUACGGCGUGCACGAGGCGCUCUUCGCCCUGCUGGCCUCCUGCAUGAACAAGGACGGGCUGCUGGUGGCGCAGGGCCGCGGCUUCAUCACGCGCGAGUUCCUCAAGAGCCUGCGCCGGCCCUUCAGCGACAUGAUGGAGCCCAAGUUCCAGUUCGCCACCAAGUUCAACGCCCUGGAGCUGGAUGACAGUGACCUGGCUUUAUUUGUAGGAGCUAUCAUCUGCUGUGGAGACAGACCAGGCCUGGGCAAUGUGUCUCACAUUGAAUGCAUGCAGGAAAAUAUUAUUCAUGCACUGCAGCUCCAUCUGCUGGCCAACCAUCCAGAUGACACAUUCCUUUUCCCCAAGCUGUUGCAGAAACUGGCAGACCUUCGGCAGCUUGUGACUGAGCAUGCUUUUCUAGUACAGGAGAUUAAGAAGACAGAAGAUGCCUCAUUGCACCCGCUGCUUCAGGAGAUUUACAAAGACAUGUAUUAAACAUGGCCUCCUGGGGCCUUGGGGGUUUAUGGAGAGCAGUCUAAAGUUUGGUGUCAUGAGUGGUGGUGGAAAGCUGUGAAGAACAGCCACCUUAAUGUAUCCACAAUCGCUAUUGGUGGAGGUCAGAGAAUAGCUGGGAAGAGUAGUGAUUCCUGCAGGAACGGAUUUUGCUUGUUAUUUAGGCCUAUGCAAAAAAUAUACUGCUGUGCCUGUGGGAAUAUCCAAGUAGCGUUGUAUAAAGGGAUUGUUGGGAUGAAUAAAUUUGCCUGAUUCAGCCACCAGUGACCAGAAGCAGUGUAAACUUUCCUGGUUACCUUGCAACUAUUUCAACAUGGGACACGGGACUACAUUUAACGGCUACAUGUCUGCCGUUAAAGCUAAAACAUUGUGCCUUUUUUUUAUUAAGGAGAUCCAUGUACAGGAAUGAUUGAAAUGCACAGAAAGCACUUCUGAUGAGUAGGCUACAAUGAAAUAUGUAGGUUGAAAAACACCAAGAAAUUUUGACUGUGAAUAAUGUUAUAUGAAAAAUAAGGAACUGAUUCAAUGGACUGUGGUAUUGUUUUGCAUCAUCCAUUUUAGAAGAGAUUGUUUCAUGUUUCAGUGUGUGUUAAAAGUUUUAGCCAAUAAUAAGCCUUUUACCAACUCUUACCUCACUUUGUUAAAUAAUGGAAAUAACUUCAUCUGUAAAUAAUACAUACAGCUAUUGUAUCACUCCAAAAAGAUCACUAAUCAAUGUCAAGAUAGUUUAUGCCUGUGGAUAAUUAAUAUGGAGACUGGCUUUUAAUAUUAAGAGCUGGGUCUUUUUGGUUGUCAUUAUGGUUCUUAUUGACAUUGUUAGUGACCUGAGCAGUGAUAGGCCUUUUUAUACAUUGUGUCCAACUAUGAAUAGUGCUGAAUAACAGCUAAGUCAGGCUUGGUUUUAAUAAUAAUGUUGUGUAACACAAACUUCUAACAAAAUGUUAUACAAACAAGAAAAUCAGAUGUCACUCCAAAUAUAUAUCUGAUGUUUUUGUAGUUUUGUGAUAUGGCUGAGAGAGUAUUAUCCCCCCUCUCCCCUCCAUAAUUUUGGGAUGAUAGUAAAUGGCUAGCAAGACCCAAUAUUUUCUGAUUAAAGCCUCCUGCCAUUCCCCUGAUAACAGCAUCAAUAUCUUCAACAAAUCAGCAACAUAACUAGGCAAAAUAAGCUAAACAGGUUUUAUAUUUUACUGUUUUUUUCUAAUGUGUUUAGCCCCAGGUUUAUGUUGGUGCUUAUGGUUUAAUUCACUGGAAAAAAAAUCAUAUGAUGUAUAUAGAUAGUUCUAACAAGUAUAAUAAGUUUGCAUUUUAUUAACAACAAUUUUGUACAUUGAUUAUCAGGGAUUUCUGGCAUAGUAAAACCUCAGGUUGGCCCCUGCCUUAGUGACCCUGUGUUAGAUGGAAGAAGAGUCACCGUGCAAAUAGUUGAAAGUAGUAUGACUGUAAUAUUGGUGUUGUGAUCAUUAAAAUAUCUUUGCUGUA